AUGCAUUUUACCACCAUUGCUUUCACUGCGUUCCUGGCAUCUGUUGGAGCCUCAGCCAUUCCGGCUAUUAACAAGGUCAACACACUCGCCAAACGCGACCCAACAAUCUGGGAUGAAGCAGGAAACAUCAAGCUCACAUUCUCGCGCGAAUCAGUCAAUAUCGGCCUCCUUACCACCGAGAAGAUGAUGGAAGCUGUAUCACCCAUUUGCCAUGAAGAAGGACAAUGCGAGACCAAUGAUAUAGAACUCAAGAUCCAGCUUCUAACGUCCGAUACCGUAACUGACCUCAUUGUCACUAUUGGUCCUGACGGUGAGGACCCAACCUGGAUCCGCAAUGGGCUCCUUGAUACUCUCGGUGCCGCUUACUGCCCGAGGACAAAAACGUCCUUUACCACCUGUGAGGUGCCCAAGUACUGGAGUAUUAACUACCAGGAUCCAAGCGUUAGCAAUGCUGCACCCCCAAAUCUGGGGCUAAGCAUUGAAGUAAAAGCAGAAGGCCAGGAGGAUUUGUGUGAGAGGAUUCUGGCGGGGUUGGACGCUGUUGCUUUUAAGUAA
Molecule: messenger RNA, 555 nt
Organism: Cucurbitaria berberidis CBS 394.84
Lineage: Eukaryota; Fungi; Ascomycota; Dothideomycetes; Pleosporales; Cucurbitariaceae
Exons: 3
Coding region: 1-555 (184 amino acids)
Source: RefSeq, a predicted model, not a curated record